Messenger RNA from Anopheles bellator, 1010 nucleotides. Its product is annotated as progestin and adipoQ receptor family member 3. The transcript is spliced from 4 exons. The coding region runs from base 1 to 891 and encodes 296 amino acids. Gene Ontology annotation, cellular component: membrane. Gene Ontology annotation, molecular function: signaling receptor activity. Lineage: Eukaryota; Metazoa; Arthropoda; Insecta; Diptera; Culicidae. The record is from RefSeq and is a predicted model, not a curated record.
AUGGAGUACGGCGAAGUAACCUCCUCGACGAUGGCACUGAAGGACUCGAAGCAGAAGUUGAUCGUCGAGUUCGACCAAGCCCCUAGCCACCUGCAGUUCAACCAGUUCAUACUGGCCGGCUAUCGGAACUACCUGCCGGUGAACCUGUGCCUGGCGAGCGUGUUCUGGUGGACGAACGAAACGAUGAACAUUUGGACGCACCUGUUCGGCGUGUUCAUGUUCUGCAUCCUCGGCUACCGGGACCUGUCGAUGCUGGAGAUACAGGCGAGCCCCAGCGACAAGGUGAUCGUCGGACUGCUGCUCGUCAGCUUCUACCUCUGCAUGGUGCUGUCGUCCGUGUACCAUACCUUCUCGUGCCACUCGGCCACUUGCUACGAGCGCUUGCUGACGUUCGACCUGUUCGGCAUCGCCCUGUCGCUGCUGGCCAUCUUCAUGAGCGGCAUCUACUACGCGUUCUGGUGCAACCUGCCCCUGCGCAACUUCUACAUGAUUACGAUCGGUGUCAUCUUCGCCGGGGCGAUGGUGCUGCAGAUUCCGCGGCUGGCGGUGCACUCCAACGUGAAGAUGGUCGCGUUCGUCGCCUGGGCCGCAUACGGCAUCGUGCCCACGUUCCACUGGUACCACGUGAUGGGUGGCUCCGAGAGCACGAUGGUACAGCUCUUCGUUUGGCGCGUCCUUGUGAUGUACGGCUUGUCUGGCCUGGCAUUCGUCAUCUACGUUGCCAAGAUCCCGGAACGGUGGUUUGCGGGCAAGUUCGACUACAUCGGCCACUCGCACAACCUCUGGCACAUCAUGGUGCUGGCGGCGCUCUACUACUGGCACAACAGUGGCAUGCUGUACGUCGAGUUCCGGAUGACUCACGGUUGCUCCGCCGGCGUUCAGUACGCCUAGGCAUCUAGGAGCCACCCGGCGGCACAACAUCCCGCGGCACCCGACAACGCAAGGUACCCGACACCGGAUAGCGGCAGGUCUAGGUCGCUGGCUCGUGCAUGAUCAUGCUGUUCCAUCCU